Molecule: messenger RNA, 771 nt
Organism: Frankliniella occidentalis (western flower thrips)
Lineage: Eukaryota; Metazoa; Arthropoda; Insecta; Thysanoptera; Thripidae
Product: lipase 3-like
Source: RefSeq, a predicted model, not a curated record
CCUUCUUGCUGGCAGACGCGGGCUACGAUGUCUGGCUGGCCAACACAAGGGGUUCGACAUACUCCCGGACGCACACCAAGUUUGCCGACAACGACUUCCGUUUCUGGGACUACACCCUUCACGAGCCAGGGGUGUACGACCUGCCCGCCUUCUUCGAGAAGGUGCUCAACACGAGCAGGGCAGACAAGCUCCACUACAUCGGCCACUCGAUGGGCACCACAAUCUUCUACAUUCUAGGCUCGACGCGGCCCGAUCUCAUGUCGAAGGUGCGCCUGGCCGUGCACCUGGCCCCCGUCACCUACUGGAGCCGCAUACAGAGCCCCAUGGCCAAGCGUGCCUUCCAGGCCGCCGCCGUCCUCAAGAGACUCGACAUGCCGAUGCUGUUCGACAACUACUUCUCCCGCAGCAACCGCUCAGUCUUUUUGGCAGAUACCCUCUGCCGGGACGGCUCUCCCGUGCAGACCAUGUGUGCUGAGGUCCUUUUCAGUGUCGUGGGGUCCAACAGGGCACAACUUAACGCGAGCAUGCUGCCAAUGAUUUUUGCUCACUUUCCAGCUGGUGCUUCAGUUGGACAAGUGGCUCAUUACUACCAGAACUAUGAGCAAGGAGUUUUUCAUCAAUUUGACUAUGGAACUGAGAAGAACAUUCUAAAAUACGGCAAAUCAAAGCCUCCAGAAUAUCAAAUGAACAAAGUUAGUGCUCCAGUAGCAAUUUGGUAUGGACUAAAUGACAGGCUUGUAUAUCAUGAGGUGAGUUUUCAAAUUAUGGUGG